CUACAAGAGUUCCGAUCCUUUCUGGGUCACCUGGAGAAGUGACACACCUGCGUGAGUUAGGUCACAUCCAGCUCUAGUUGGUGCAUCACCCCCAUUAUAGGGCCUCCCGGGAGAGUAUGGAAACACCGGAAUAGUUCAACGUCGACACGGAGAAGUCUCUGUGCAGGCUCCAUCCUGUGCCAUGCAUCCUCGGGAGGGCAGGGUCACCUCGGCACAUGUUUUGUUUUCCAAACGCGUACCUGGAAAGGAAGACUGUCGCCAUGGACGCCCUCGCCUAUGGAAUUAAUUACUCCGUAGGGCGGCUCCCCCAACCUCCUACUACAACUCCCGCGUUUGCGGCUAACUUUCUGACAAACAAGUGAGCCAUCGCACCUGAACACUCCUGCUCACAGGUAGAAGCGCUCUUCUCCUUCGUCAUUUGCUGCUCAAUCGGGGUAUCAGGAUGCCGAGCCAACUGGAAGGCGCUAUGGACGCCCUGAUCUCAGUCUUCUACAACUACUCGGGCCACGACGGGGACAAGUACAAGCUGAACAAGGGCGAGCUCAAGCAGCUGCUUCACACAGAGCUCACAGACUUCCUCACGUUUCCAACCGCCAGUCACCCUACCCAAGAUGGCCGUAAAAAGGACGGCUUGUUGAUAACAGGCGUCCAAUCAUCCUUCUGCUGUGGAUAUAUUUCACACCAGUCCAGUCCAUUUGGUCGGCAUCCUCCCACUUCAAAUGGAGCCGUCAAUGGCAGAUCGCAAAAGGACCCCCUGCUGGUGGAGAAGAUCAUGAGCGACCUGGACUCCAACAAAGACAAUGAGGUGGACUUCAACGAGUUUGUGGUGCUGGUAGCCGCGCUUACCGUCGCCUGCAACGACUUCUUCCAGGAACAGAAAAAGAAGAACCCCAAGUAGAUUACUCGUUUAUGAACCACUCUGUACAUCUGUCUAUUAAAAUGACAUCAUUGUUGUGUCGCUACGUAUUGUUGUUGUUGUCAAUAAAUGAAACUAUUUCGUUUUAAAACAUAUCGACUCUUGCUUAAUCUAAAAAAAAAUCUGCCAUAGCAACUGCAAGAAAACAUGUUAUUUGAUCUGAAAUAUGAAGAGAAAGCGCAAAAACACAUCUGGGUUUUCAUAACGCGAGUUCUUGCGAACAUCACACCCUUCGCACGCUAGCGGCCUUUUCUGAUGAUGACAUCCGAAGACUUAGCUUUUUGGAAAGAAAAUCUCGAGGUCAGCAUGACGCACGGACCACCUGCGUCCACUGGCGUCGGACCCUCAUGUGUGACGUUUUUCUUCCCCCGGGCAGCGACUCCGACACUCGGCUCGGUGUAAGAAUGAGAAAAAUGUAUUUCCAGUUUGUCAUUACUUGAUUGGAGAUGACAUUUGGCGGCAACGCGGGAUGCUUUCAUACUGUGCUCUUUGUUAACGUGAUUGGCUUUGAUUGAGUCGAGCGGAUGCCCGCAAAGGAUGGGAAGUUGCAAUUAUAAGCUACAGUUGGCGUAAAGGUUGCAGUCAAUCAAAAAUGUCCUUUAGGUACGAAAAAAAGACAUGUAUUCUUUUGAGAUGUUUUAAAAGCAUGUAGAUCCUAGAGCAGGAAAAUGCAUGUUUUUAAUUUACCGCCAGUGAGGUAAGUUGGGAUAUGUGCUUGAAAUUAGGUGAA
Messenger RNA from Corythoichthys intestinalis (scribbled pipefish), 1646 nucleotides. RefSeq names its product S100 calcium binding protein Z (gene s100z). Bases 443 to 898 code for a protein of 151 amino acids. Gene Ontology annotation, molecular function: calcium ion binding; calcium-dependent protein binding. Lineage: Eukaryota; Metazoa; Chordata; Actinopteri; Syngnathiformes; Syngnathidae. The transcript is spliced from 3 exons. The record is from RefSeq and is a predicted model, not a curated record.